Molecule: messenger RNA, 1567 nt
Organism: Phascolarctos cinereus (koala)
Lineage: Eukaryota; Metazoa; Chordata; Mammalia; Diprotodontia; Phascolarctidae
Gene: TM2D2
Product: TM2 domain containing 2
Source: RefSeq, a predicted model, not a curated record
GCUCCGCCUCUGGAAGGCCUUGAAGUGGAGAGGGGGGUGGGGUCAAGUGAGGGCUUCCAUUGGCCGGCUCACAGCGAGAGGCGGGGUUGUGCGGCGCCUCCAGCUGCGGCGAGGCGGCCUAGGCCGAGAGUUCCAGGCUUAGCUGUGCCGGGGCCUGGAUUUCUAUCCCUGGCCGGGUGACGGCGACCACCCGCCGGGAGGAUGGUGUUGGGGGGUUUCCCGGUGAGCUACCUGCUACUGUGCGGCCAAGCGGCGUUGCUGCUGGGUAACUUGUUGCUGCUGCACUGUGUGUCGCGGAGCUUGUCGUACAACACCACGGUCGAGCCCGAGGCCAUGGCCACCGGAUCUGCGGGCACGGCCCGCCUCGAGGGCCCCGAGACGCAGAUGCUGGUGUACACGGAUCCCCGCUCCCCGGUCAUCCUGUGCGCCUUUCUGCCUGAUGAAUUUAUAAAAUGUGAUGACCCUGUGGAUCAUGUUGGAAAUUCAACUGCCUCCCAGGAACUGGGUUAUGGGUGUGUCAAGUUUGGUGGCCAAGCCUACAAUGAUGUGGAACACACUUCGGUACAGUGCUACGCCCUGCAUGGAAUUGAAUGUGCUGGCCCUAGAAAUUUCUUACGAGAGAAUAAACCAUGUAUAAAGUACACUGGACACUACUUCAUAACCACCUUGCUCUACUCCUUCUUCCUGGGAUGCUUUGGAGUUGAUCGCUUCUGCCUAGGACAUACGGGUACAGCAGUAGGGAAAUUGCUGACCCUUGGAGGACUUGGGAUCUGGUGGUUUGUUGACCUUAUUUUGCUUAUUACUGGAAGGCUGAUGCCUAGUGAUGGCAGCAACUGGUGUACUGUUUACUGAAGAGAACUAGACUCGUUGAGAGUUGGUGUGGCAUGGGAAAGUGAAUGACCUUUCUGUCAUGGCCUUCUCUCUACAAACUGCAAUUUCUUCCACCAUCUCAGACUAAAUUGUUAUUUUACCCUUUUUAGAAGAGAAUCUGCUGGGGCCAUGUUGUUGAACUUUAGAUUUGGAAACCAGGUCUUAAGUUGCAGUCUGGAAAUGAUAAAUAAUGCUCUGAAAAAUCAACUUUUUAUCUGCAGAAAAGAAGGUAUAAGUAUGCUUGUUCAGACGUAAGCAGCAAGAGGAUUUCUGUACCUUUUUGCAUGCCUUCCCUCUACACUUUGGUCUUUUUGGAACAUGUAUUGAAAUGUCAUGAACAAAGUGAGCAUUUUUAGAAUGUACUUGGCCUAUUAUGCUUCAUGCACUGGAAGAUACCUGAGAUGAAACCAACCAUUGAAAAUUGUCUUCAGCAAAAGGUGGAAAUCGAAGUAGCUUUGAAUGAAUACUGAAACUCUGACUUAAUUCUUAUAUUCCAUAAAACGUUUGGCCAAAUGGAAAAACUGUACAGGUAUAUUGUCAUUUGAACAAGCAAAGUGAAGCCUCUAGUUCAGUUGUGUUAUAAGAACCAAGUUUUGGUAAUGCUGAACUGCUGUUCACAGCCCUAGGGUGUCACCAUUGUGCCCCAGGGGUGUUAUCUACUGUGUAUAGAAGACUUCAUUAAAAUUUUGUUUUUAAA